This is a messenger RNA of Phymastichus coffea, 3629 nucleotides long. RefSeq names its product transcription factor SOX-2-like. The coding region runs from base 456 to 1688 and encodes 410 amino acids. The record is from RefSeq and is a predicted model, not a curated record. NCBI's taxonomy places the organism in Eukaryota, Metazoa, Arthropoda, Insecta, Hymenoptera, Eulophidae. The transcript has 5 exons. Gene Ontology annotation, molecular function: DNA-binding transcription factor activity, RNA polymerase II-specific; RNA polymerase II cis-regulatory region sequence-specific DNA binding. Gene Ontology annotation, biological process: regulation of DNA-templated transcription; anatomical structure morphogenesis; cell differentiation.
CGCAGAGUCUUCUCACUCACUCUCUCUUUCGCUUUGACGCGCGUGCCGAUCACACACACACACACACACACACACUCACAUACACACACACGCACGCACACAGUCACACGCGCCCACACACUGGUGGUGUAUUAAACAAUAAACAAUUAUCGAGCAAUUAGGCUCGUGCAAGUGCGCGUAUUAUGCUUGAUGACUGAUCCGAAGUGAUGCGUCAUUGUUUAGCGGGUGUUCUGUUGUGAGGAUACACGUACUGUAACGUCGUGGUGCCUUCGUCUGCGUGCAGUUAAGACGGCCGAGCGAGAGCCUCCUUGGUUCGUUUGUUUUUCUCACCCACGUUCCUCGACCAUCGGCCGCCGAUACCGAGAGGGAUACCGCUGCAGCGCUGCCGAGACGAAAGUCUCAAUCACGGCAUCACGAUUGAGCUGGAUUUGCACCAACGAGCCGCCGGCCACUUCAUGAGAGCCGGCGGCAACAUGUGCGACGGCUCGUUCCAGGAGACGUUGCGCGGCAUGCAGGGCAUGUCGGGUGCCUCGCCGCCGGGAGGAGCAGCCGUCGGCCCGAUGGUCGGUUCGGUGGCGGGCCUCGGCGCAAGCUUAGGCAACGCCGUCGCCGCGGCCGCGGCGGCCGGCAAGCGCAGCCAAGUCGAUCACAUCAAGAGGCCCAUGAACGCCUUUAUGGUUUGGUCGCGCUCGCAGCGCAAGAAAAUCGCCCACGAGAAUCCCAAGAUGCACAACUCCGAGAUCAGCAAGAGGCUCGGCGCGGAAUGGAAAUUGUUAACGGAGGACGAGAAGCUGCCUUUCAUCGACGAAGCCAAGAGGUUAAGGGCCAUGCACAUGAAAGAGCAUCCGGACUACAAAUACAGGCCACGAAGAAAGCCAAAGACACACAGAAAAGACAACUAUCCGUACAGUAUUCCCUACCCAAGUGUACCUAUGGAUGCUUUAAGAGCAAGCAUGCCAGGUGGAAUCGGCCAGACAGCAAUGAGCUCGUAUUACGGCUCGGCAGCGGCCUACGGAUCAUUCUCAAGCGUGGCCGCGGCAGUAGCAGCCCAGCAAUCGGCAGCAAUGUCCGCUGGACUCACCGCGCCUGCACAGUUGAGUUCGAUGGACGCGAUGAAGUACACAAUGGAAGCAGACAAAUACAGAGCGGCGUACAUGCCGCCGUCGACGUUAGCGAUGUCGAUGUACUCGGAUCCCAAGUAUCUGGACUCGACAUCGAAGUCGUACCUGGAUCGCAGCUACCUGGACUCCGCAACGAAAGCUUACUUCGAGCAAUCGAAACUCUACAUGGACCAGCAAAAAUCGUCCUCCCUGCCAGACUACAGCCGUCACUCGAAUUACGAGCCGAACAAACUGUACGAGGAAUCGAGUCCGGGCAACGCGGGCAGCGGCUCGUUAAGCCGAUCGCCCGCCGCCGACUCGCCCGACGGCUUGGCGGCGGCCAAGAGUCAAAACAACAGCGGCUCGUCGUCGUCAGGUAACAACGACAACAACAACGCCGGCUCGUCGUCGGCCAGCUCGUCGUCGGCGUCGACCUCGAGCCCCGGCGCGGCGAGUCUGUCCAGCUACUACCCGGGCGCAGCUCAAGCAAGCCUGCUCGCACCCCAGAUGAGUCAGUACACCGGCUAUCAAACGGCACCCGGCGCGCCGGGCAACGAGUUCCGUAGGCCGCUCACGGUCAUCUUCUGACCCGAUCGGGCCUAGCUCUGAGCCAUGUUGCGACAAGAGCCCCAACUCAAGUACUAAAUUAUUGCAGUCCGCGUUCGUUCCUUUCUUUCAACAAUGUCCCGCCCAAGGAUUGCUUCACUUUGCUCGACUGUUGUCCAAAUGCCUUUGUUUUUUUGAGCAAAGUUCAAUCGCACGGCUUGACUGUGUUUCCUUCUUCAUGCUAUAAGUUUCAUAGUUGAUGUGCCAUUCGGAGGCCUCCAAAUUUCAUGGAUAUUACGCAAGAUUUUAUGUUUGAAACCUACCAUUCGGAUCCAAGACAUUUUCAGCGUGUUAAGUUUAUCAGAUUAUAAAGAAAAAACCUGUAAAUUUGUAAGAGCAACCUAUUUGUAAGCGCACUGUCAUAACCAAAUUUCUUUUAUCGUCUAUUUAUUUAGGACCUCGUGUCAUUUCUCCUUUUGCUUUGUGUUUUUUCAACAAAAAUGUAUCGUUUUUAAUUAGAAGGAAGUCACCGCGAAAAUUGGACUUCCUUUACGGUAUUGUGUUCCUAACGAUUCGACCGACGAGUCAUUUCGAUUAUUUCGCUUAAAACCCGAACGAAUCUCGGCCUUUCCAGUAUAAUUUUUCUUUUUCUUUUAGUUUUUAGCUGUUAUUUAAGUCUUCAUUUCUUCUUGUUUUUACCCCUUUUUCGGCUGUAUUAAUUAUACCUUCUUUAUCCUAUCUCUUUUACCAUUUCCAUUUCUAUCUCUGAGAUCGAGCUUCAUCAAUAAAAACGUCUCGACGGUCCCAAUAGUUUAUUAUUAAAAAAAUUUUAAAAAAGAGAGAAAAAAACAUACAAGUUGUAAAUAACUCAAAAUAUUUGUAAAUAGAAUUAGCUAAGCUAAGAAUCUGUCCGUGAAGAAAAAACGAAAACUGGAUCUAGUUAAUCUUACGUUCGUAGACGUAGACUUCGAGUUCGAUUACAUAAAAUAAAUAUUGUUAAGUUUUUUCCGUUUCGUCUGAAUUCGAAACGAAAAGGCAUGUUGUGGACCACGUUAUAAUUGCCGUUACUAUCCUUCGUUGCGUUUCGUUGGUAUUAUUGGAUUGCCGUUAUUAUUUACAAAGCGCAUCCAUUAUGAGUUUUUGUAUCGGAAAGCUAACGAGAAGAAUAUUGUACAUUGAGGGAGAAAAAGGUCGGUGUUACUGUGUAAACAUUCUAGCGAAUCAACGAAUCAAGCGAGGAAACAUUUUCCUCCGCAGCGUCCUACGAUUUAGCUCAAAGUAAAUUUUCUUGUAUAUAGAUGAAGCCAUCUCGAGGUGUCGUUCGCGCUUUCAUUGCCAUCGCUGAUAGAUUUUCAAUGUUCUAAUUGCCAAGAGACUCGCAAUCCCUCCAUGUUCUUUCGCUCUCGAAUGCGGGAAAAUGCGCUCGAUCUCUCGAAAGUUUCGAUGGCAAUGAAAGAACCUUAGAUAAAGACAGGUAACAAGUUUACCUAAUUUAUUUACAAUCAUUGUCUGCACGAGAUAAAGAGGAAGAAGACUCGUUUAUUCUUUUCUUUCAUUCGCUCGAGUCUCUCGCGAUUCCCUUUCGAGGCGGCGACGCAGAAGAAGCAAAAAAUAACAACAGAGCAAGGAGAAGAGGAGCGCGCUCUCUUUUUCAUUUUGAAAUCUCGAAACUAAGAAAAAAAAAAGAGAACGAAACGAAACACUCGCGUAUAUAUACAUAUAUGCGUAGGGUAAGAGAGAGAGAAAUACGUCCAACUUCUUUUUUUUUUUUCGUCGUUGUCGUCCCCCCGCGUGACUCUGUCUCUUUCCGCCCCUUCGCGACUCUCCCCAUUAUUCACAACCUGGUGUAACCUUUGUAUAUCCAUUGUUAUGAUAAACAUUAAAUAGUUCUACCGGUUACUCGAUUAUCAUAGUCCGAGCGAAACAAAUAAUCUAUAAAUAUUGUACCGUAAGUGGAGAUUAAAAUAAAAACUUAAGCAUUAU